Anopheles marshallii is the source of this 366-nucleotide messenger RNA. RefSeq lists its product as uncharacterized. NCBI's taxonomy places the organism in Eukaryota, Metazoa, Arthropoda, Insecta, Diptera, Culicidae. The coding region runs from base 1 to 366 and encodes 121 amino acids. The record is from RefSeq and is a predicted model, not a curated record. The transcript has a single exon. Gene Ontology annotation, biological process: proteasome assembly.
AUGGUUGCUCCAAACUUUCACUCACAUCUUGCGCAAGUCGAAGUGUGCGAAGUGCUGUAUAACAUUCGCGUACUAAAGAUGAAGGACUCAGUGUUCCUUUACAUCGGUCAAGAUAAGGCAGAAUCGUUCGACGAGAUGGCGGUCGCAAUGCCAAAUGCAAGCAACCCAUCGGACGUGCUGGGUACCACCAUCAUCGGUCCACCUGAUGGUAGCGGUGCACAGGAUCUAGCACAAAGGCUUGCCAAAAAGCUAAAGAAACAGGUGUACCUCAGCCUGGGAUCAUCCGUCCCCAACGAUCGUAUCGUGCGGCCGUCGAUUGAGAAGAAAAUAUUCGACGAUAUCAAAAACAAUAUCGAAUGCUUUUGA